AUGGAGAGCCAAGACCAACGUCCACCUGAGCAGGCAGUGGAGUCAUCGCCAGAUCACAGUCGUCCGCUCCGCACAAGAUCACACCCUCGCUUCUCGCCGUACUCAUCGACGACGCGCCCGCUGUUGCGUGAAACUCGCUCUCUCGACUCCAGCACACUUCCCACGGCGAUCGAAGAAAGUCAAUCGAUUGCGGAAGAAAACCAAGAGUUCCUCUACUUGCUGCUGGUGAAGCCUAUCGUGAAGACAACUGUAAGACAGCGUGAUACGUCUGGCAAUAUGCUGCGCGACACUGUCAAGAGUGGAAACUCGCUCGAAGAGAUCCUCCAGCAGCUUUGGUACGAAUUCACACCUCGGGUGAAGGGCCGAGCGGUGAAGACGGAUGGCGUUUGGACCAGAGAGGAGCCAAACAUUUCGGAAUGGUGGAAUGUGAUGCCGUUUAAGGUGAAGAAACACGUCGUGGAUGUCUCCAAGACUGAGUCCGCGUGGAAUAUGUGGCUGUUCAAGAUGCGUGGACAGACAGUGAAGCUGCUGAUCUAUGAGUACGGUGCUGAUAUCGCGAGGGCUCAAGAUCUGGAAGACUUUAGGGCAGCUCACGUCGUCCCAGACACAGAUCGAGCGGGAGCACCGUCAGAGUGA
Phytophthora nicotianae INRA-310 is the source of this 636-nucleotide messenger RNA. RefSeq lists its product as hypothetical. The transcript has a single exon. Lineage: Eukaryota; Oomycota; Peronosporomycetes; Peronosporales; Peronosporaceae. The record is from RefSeq and is a predicted model, not a curated record. Bases 1 to 636 code for a protein of 211 amino acids.